Nicotiana tabacum (common tobacco) is the source of this 360-nucleotide messenger RNA. The record is from RefSeq and is a predicted model, not a curated record. Lineage: Eukaryota; Viridiplantae; Streptophyta; Magnoliopsida; Solanales; Solanaceae.
AUGGGUGAGUUGGAGAACUUAGAGAGUCAGAGAGAUUUUAGGCUUUGUAGGCAUAUUAAGUGUGAGGUGGUUGAUGUGGCAAUACGGAAGACGAGCAGGGGUAAGGCGACUGAGCCUGAUGAGAUCCCGGUGGAACAUUGGAAAGUAGUGGGUUUGGAGAGGAUGGUGGAGAAGAGAGUGAGGACAAAUGUAUCUAUCUCUGAGAACCAGUUCGGAUUUAUGCCAGGGCAGUCAACUACAGAAGCCAUUCACCUUGUGAGACGAUUAGUGGGGCAAUAUAGGGAGAGGAAAAAUGACUUACACAUGGUGUUCAUUGACCUUGAGAAUACUUAUGACAAAGUCCCGAUGGAGGUACUAUAG